CAUUGUCUGCCCUCGUGAAAUGUGCUUCGCAAAUCACAUAUACUGACAGUAUCGAGCUCUUCACUGCCGCCUCUCCGCCCAACACACCACUCCACUCAAGGUUGAUCCUUUUGGGAAUGUCGACUCCCGGCGACGGCGCAUGCGCCUACCAGAGACUUAACCGAGCCUCCAUGAUACCAACUCCUUCGAGCCCCAUGGGCGGCUCAUACCAGCCAGCCAGUGCGUUUCGCAGACACACCUAUGGCUAUCCUGCCGAUCUUCCUUCGUGUCUGAUUCCGGGUCUCUGCCCGGAUCCAUUGCAAGUGCGUGGCCAGGAACCUCGAAUGAUGCAGACUCGCAGUGCCAUGACUACGAGUGUCCCAACGUCCGCUGCCCAGCGCCGUCCAGAACCAGGACCUGUCCACCACAUACGGCCGCGUCCUGCACGACGUGAGCCAAAGCCGGAAGACUUGUUCCUCCCGACAGCAGCACCACUUCCACCUGCCCCACCGGCGCACGGAAUCAGACCUCGACCUCAACCGCGACCUCGUCCCGCAGAUCUGUACGUGUGUCAUGCCACUGGAACGAGCCGACCACCUCCUUCGGCUGGGCUCACCGUUGUGAUGGAGCGCCGUCGAACGCAUCAGCUUCCCGAUUCAACGACGAAAGCGAAGGUUGAGUGUAUCAACUACAAAGGGAAGAACCUGUUGAAGCGGACGAGGAACUUCAUGUACCGACAAUGUCAGACGCUGGUGUCACAUUAGAAUGUUGCAGUGGUGGGGGAUGAGAUGAUUGGAAUUUGGGAGCUUCUAGCUGGGUUGUGAUGGAUUGAUGGAUUGAUGGAUUGAUGGAUUGAUGGAUUGAUGGAUUGAUGGAUUGAUGG
Sphaerulina musiva SO2202 is the source of this 862-nucleotide messenger RNA. RefSeq lists its product as uncharacterized. The coding region runs from base 117 to 743 and encodes 208 amino acids. NCBI's taxonomy places the organism in Eukaryota, Fungi, Ascomycota, Dothideomycetes, Mycosphaerellales, Mycosphaerellaceae. The transcript has 2 exons. The record is from RefSeq and is a predicted model, not a curated record.